UAACAGUCUCAACUGAAGAUUAUACGGUGGUCUCAGCAGCAGGCUAUGUUACAGUCUUAACAGUGGCUCUGUAACAGUCUUAGCAGCAUGCUAUCUAACAGUCUCAACUGAAGAUUAUACGGUGGUCUCAGCAGCAGGCUAUGUUACAGUCUCAGCAACAGGCUCUGCAAAAAUCAUAGCAGCAGGCUCUGGAAAAGUCUCAGCAGCAGGCUAUGUAAAAGUCUCAACAGCAGUAGGCUAUAUUAGGAUAUUCUCAAAGCAAACCCCAAGUUUGGUCGCCAAAAUUAUUUACGGCUUGUCUACGGGAAAGGAAAAUCUUUAGUGAUUUAUCUGGUGAGAGCAGAUAUAUAGCCGAAAAAAGGUAAAAAAGAAAAUGAAUGCAAGAAAAUUAGGUAAGACAGCAUGUCUGUCAAUACUGUGAUUGCAUAAGGUGACGAGUUUAUGUAUCCUAUGAAAGAUGAUUGGAGUUUUCCUGCCCAUCAUCUUCCUGGUGGGGGCUGUAAAAGGUGGGGAGGUCUGUUUCUCGAGGAUUGGGUGUUUCUCAGAUCUUGUUCCUUAUGCCGGGACUUUAGAGCGGCCGAUCUCUAAGUUACCUUGGGCCCCAGAGAAGAUCAAUGUUCGCUUCUUACUCUUUACUAAAUCCAACGCCAACAGCUUCCAGGAGGUGAACGCCGCCAACCCCUCCACCAUCUCGGCCUCAAAUUUUGCGACCUACAGGAAGACGCGGUUCAUCAUCCAUGGCUUCAUUGAUAAAGGGGAGGAGAGCUGGCUGAUGGACAUGUGUAAAACCAUGCUACAGGUGGAGGACGUCAAUUGUUUCUGCGUUGACUGGAGCGGCGGCUCGAGGACUCUGUACAGUCAGGCGGCCAAUAACAUCCGAGUAGUGGGGGCAGAAGUCGCCUACUUCAUCAAUGUUCUCUCGAAUAAUUUUGGCUACUCUCCAGGAAAUGUCCAUGUCAUCGGUCACAGUCUGGGGGCUCACGCGGCCGGAGAGGUUGGAAAAAGGAGGCGCGGAAUCGCAAGAAUCACAGGACUGGAUCCUGCUGAGCCCUAUUUCCAGGGAACCCCCGCUGAGGUGCGGCUGGACCCUUCAGAUGCCGCGUUCGUUGAUGUCAUCCAUACAGACGGCGCCCCAAUGAUCCCUAAUUUAGGUUUGGGAAUGAGUCAGGUGGCCGGACACAUCGACUUCUAUCCGAAUGGAGGAGAGGAAAUGCCAGGAUGUAGUAAGAACGCCCUGUCCCAGAUUGUGGACCUUGAUGGAAUCUGGCAAGGUACCCGGGACUUUGUCGCCUGUAAUCAUCUGCGCAGUUACAAGUAUUACACGGAGAGUAUCCGGAAGGCGGACGCCUUUAUUGGGUUCCCGACCACGGCCUACAGCUCAUUCAAAUCAGGUUCGGGGUUCCCUUGCCCCAGCGGUGGAUGCCCAUCCAUGGGUCACUUUGCGGAUAGUUACAGAGGAGCCACCGGCCAGAAGUUCUAUCUCAACACUGGCGAUCAGUCCGGCUUCGCUCGCUGGAGAUACAAGGUCACCGUACAGAUCGCAGGCUCGCUGAACACACAGGGAUACUUCCAUGUUUCCUUGUUUGGACCCAAUGGGAACACACGACAGUAUCAGAUCUACAACGGAUACAUCAACACAGGCAACUCGUACACGGCCUACAUAGAUGUAGAGACAGAUGUCGGGCCCCUCAACAGGGUGAAAUUCGUCUGGAAUAACGGCCUCAUUAACCCUCUCCUCCCCACCCUGGGUGCAUCAACUGCAACCGUUCAGUAUGGAAAAGAUGGAAAGACGUAUAAAUUCUGUGGCAGCGGAACAGUCAGAGAGGAAGUUCUGCAGACUCUGAAUCCAUGUUAAAUUUGCUGUGAAAUAAAAUGUAUUCAUUAUCCUGUACCCCAAGUGUCAGCGUGUCAUUAUCCUGUACCCCAAGUGUCAGCGUGUCAU
Hyla sarda is the source of this 1942-nucleotide messenger RNA. RefSeq names its product pancreatic triacylglycerol lipase-like. The coding region runs from base 458 to 1855 and encodes 465 amino acids. Gene Ontology annotation, molecular function: protein binding; triacylglycerol lipase activity. The record is from RefSeq and is a predicted model, not a curated record. Lineage: Eukaryota; Metazoa; Chordata; Amphibia; Anura; Hylidae. The transcript is spliced from 13 exons. Gene Ontology annotation, biological process: lipid metabolic process.